GUGGCCAUCUGCUUCUUCGAUGUAGUGAGCAUCCAUCAGUCAGACAGAGACCUCACGGAGAGAGGGAUCUACGGCCUAGGUGGCUUCCUCAAAGUGUCCAGCGAGCUGCGGGUGCUUUGGAGUGGCCCCUACCUGUCUCGUCUCUGGUGUGUUUUUGAAUUGGCUGCAUACAGGAAGGCAAAUCCGGAUGGCCUCAUCAAGGUGACUCCGCUAUUUGUAGAAGCUGGCGUCCUAGCCCUCAUUCUCGGGUCCUACUGCGCUGGCUUUGGAUUCUUCGUUGUCUUUGCACUCCACCUGCAUGCAUCUUUUCGACUGGCAGCUUAUGGCAUCGCGUUGAUCCCCGUCUACUUUCUGAUGCAUGCCAUGCGCAAGAACAAGAGAGCCAAACAACAGCUUGUCAACGAGCUGAAGAACUUUGAUUUGACAAAAGCCUUGUGCCGCACCGACUUCGACAGGGAUUUCAUCCACAGCGCAAUCGUCCACUGGUACGGUAGCAAGGAGAAGUUUGUCGAUCACGUUCGUGGACCCUUGCGCGAGGAGCUUCUGGCAGAGGGGACUCUGAAUAUACCCCUGCCCUACUUGCUCCUAGUGACAAUAGCAGCAAUGUGUUCCAGCCUGAACUCUGUGGUGGCAUACUGGGUUGGGGGUGCCUCUGUGGAUACCGUUCUCUCACAGCUCAUAGGUGGCACCCUUGCCCUUGAGUUCUUCUGGUUUUUGCCCAUUACAAAAUUCAGCAUCUACUUGUGCGACCGCUUUGCGGACCCUGUGUGGACAUCCUGCUGCAUGGAUUAUAUGCAGACUGGCGCCAUCUUCCUGUGCUUCUUUGCUUUGUAUUAUGCUGGUGACGAGAUGGCUACCGCCGCCCAAAGUUCUGGUUUAGCAACAACUUGUGCAUGGUGUUUCUUUGCCUGGACUGUGUCCUGGAUGUUCUGCUUCCAGGGAUAUGUACAUAUCCGACGUUUCACAAGACUUGCCUUCAGCGGGUGCUGA
Molecule: messenger RNA, 990 nt
Organism: Symbiodinium pilosum
Lineage: Eukaryota; Dinophyceae; Suessiales; Symbiodiniaceae
Source: the annotation of a GenBank genome assembly